Cyphellophora europaea CBS 101466 is the source of this 330-nucleotide messenger RNA. RefSeq lists its product as uncharacterized. Gene Ontology annotation, biological process: mitochondrial respiratory chain complex III assembly. Lineage: Eukaryota; Fungi; Ascomycota; Eurotiomycetes; Chaetothyriales; Cyphellophoraceae. The transcript is spliced from 2 exons. Bases 1 to 330 code for a protein of 109 amino acids. The record is from RefSeq and is a predicted model, not a curated record.
AUGGCUCUUGCAGCAUACCGUCAUCUACUACGGGCCGCCCGAGUUGCCUUUCAGGGAGACGUCCAACUUCUGCAGGCUUCCCAAUCACAAGCGCGGCAGGGUUUCCAAGAUAAGCGGUCUUUAGACCCAUCAUCUGAGGAAGCGAACGAGGCAAUUAAGCACGCCGAGGGCGUGGCGGAAAUCUUGAGGACGAAUGUGGUGCAGGGGAGGAGAGCCGACGGCGAGCAUUCAUACAAAUUGAAUAUACACAAGGACACUGAGCGAGGUGAAAAUGAUACAAUCAAGAACCCGCUCGGAAAGGAUGGAAAGGUCAAAAUAGGGGGCGCUUAA